Messenger RNA from Striga asiatica, 300 nucleotides. The record is from the annotation of a GenBank genome assembly. Lineage: Eukaryota; Viridiplantae; Streptophyta; Magnoliopsida; Lamiales; Orobanchaceae.
AUGUUUGUAGCAUUCAGGUUUAAAUGGGAAAUCGAUUUCUCGAAUGUUUUCGAGGUAUUCGAGGUCAUUGGGUAUGAGCGCGUAGUAUCGAACGAGAAGGAUUUGAUUUUGCUUGGAGUUUGCGAGGUGGUCGGAAAUGAAAGAGGGGCUGCGGAUGAUGUGGUCGAAAUACUUACAGACCGACCGGAUUCCGAUGAGCAUCUUGACGGAGGAAAACGUUGGCCCAUAUUUCCUGAGGAAGAUAAUCCGACAUUUUUAGGGAAUUUUGUUUUCUUUCAAGAGACUGGAAGGAAUGAAUGA